This is a messenger RNA of Cadophora gregata, 468 nucleotides long. It is a transcript of the gene VAS2, whose product is annotated as AP-1 adaptor complex sigma subunit Aps1. Gene Ontology annotation, cellular component: AP-1 adaptor complex; intracellular membrane-bounded organelle. Gene Ontology annotation, biological process: protein transport; vesicle-mediated transport. Bases 1 to 468 code for a protein of 155 amino acids. The transcript has 7 exons. The record is from RefSeq and is a predicted model, not a curated record. Gene Ontology annotation, molecular function: clathrin-cargo adaptor activity. NCBI's taxonomy places the organism in Eukaryota, Fungi, Ascomycota, Leotiomycetes, Helotiales, Ploettnerulaceae.
AUGCCUAUCAACUACCUGAUUCUGCUUUCGCGGCAGGGCAAAGUCAGGCUUGCGAAGUGGUUCACGACACUCUCACCCAAGGAGAAGGCCAAGAUCAUUAAAGAUGUUUCCCAGCUCGUGCUGGCACGGCGGACGAGGAUGUGCAAUUUUCUGGAAUACAAGGAUUCGAAGAUAGUCUACCGCCGUUACGCCUCUCUAUUUUUCAUUGCCGGGUGCAAUUCAACCGAUAACGAACUGAUCACUCUCGAAAUCGUACAUAGGUACGUCGAGCAGAUGGACAAAUACUAUGGCAAUGUCUGCGAGUUGGAUAUCAUCUUCAACUUCCAAAAAGCAUACUUCAUUCUAGACGAGCUGUUAUUAGCAGGGGAAAUGCAGGAGAGCAGCAAGAAGAAUGUUUUGCGAGUUAUCUCAGCUCAAGACUCAAUAGAGGACACGGAGGUCGACGAAGAGGUCACGAAGAUCAUGUGA